Parnassius mnemosyne (clouded apollo) is the source of this 1935-nucleotide messenger RNA. The record is from the annotation of a GenBank genome assembly. Lineage: Eukaryota; Metazoa; Arthropoda; Insecta; Lepidoptera; Papilionidae.
AUGGAAAGUUGGCUCAAAACGGGGCGCCUCACAAGUGGCAAAAGGAUUUCGGAUUCUUCAUUAAAUUCAGAGCCACCAGCAGUGUGUAUUGAAAAUAUUUCAGAAAAUGUUCCUGGAUCGUCGGGUUUGCUAAAUACACAAGACCCUAGUGCCGGACUGAAUAUACAACAUACAAUCACCAAAAGAGUUGCAACCCAGGAGAAAACUUCUUCAAAAAAGAGAAGAUACGACGAAUCCUACUUGUCCUUUGGAUUUGUUCCUGUGGGAAUUACUGAGAACUCGGAUGGACAAUGUGUGAUUUGCAACAAAAUAAUAAGUAAUAGCUCACUGGUACCUGCAAAGCUUAAACGACAUCUUGACACGAACCACCCAGAACUGAAAGAUAAAAGCGUCAGCUUUUUUGAAAGACACAAAGAAGUGCGUAGAACUGGUGCAGCUGCUAUACAAAAAUUUGUAAAGACCGAUAAUGAAAAUGCAACAGAGGCAUCAUUUCUGCUAAGUUACAAAAUCGCUCGUGCUGGUAAACCACACACGAUUGCAGAGGAUUUAAUAAAACCAUGUAUGACAGAAAUUGUCACUUGUGUACUUGGAGAAGAAGCAGCAAAGAAAGUGUCAGCAGUGCAGUGUUCAAAUAACGUCAUUUCUGAUCGAAUUCAUAAGAUUUCUGACCAUAUUCAAGAUGAAUUAAUUAGUAGAUUGAAGACCAGCGAGAUGUUUGCAAUGCAACUGGACGAAAGUACAGAUGUCGUCGGGUUAUCAAUACUGCUUGUUUUUGUGAGAUAUCCCUUUGGAGGAUCUAUUGAAGAGGAUUUGUUUCUUUGUACUCCUUUAGAAACCAACACAACCGGAGAAGAAAUUUUUAAAGUUAUCGAUAGUUACAUGACUAAGCACCAUAUUGAUUGGAACAAAUGUAUUGACGUGUGUAGUGAUGGAGCGGCAGCUAUGGUUGGCAAAAUAAAAGGCACUGUAACAAGAAUCAAGGAGGUUGCACCUAAAUGUAGUAGCAGUCACUGCGUAUUUCAUCGCCAUGCCCUUGUCGCAAAAAAAAUGCAAUACGAGCUCAAGACAGUUCUCGACCAAGCAGUACUAAUUCAUCAAUCACUUCUUCUUCACACGGAAGUAAGAUGGCUUUCAAGAGGAAGAGUUCUAUUAAGGCUGUUUGAAUUGCACGACGAGCUUAAGAUAUUCUUUACCAAACAACCAGUUUCUGCACACGUUAAUAAGCUUGUUGAACUGCUGCAUGAUGAGCAAUGGUUGAUGCAAUUGGCUUAUUUAGCUGAUAUAUUCGAUAAGCUCAACGUAAUCUGCAAGGCAUUACAGGGACGAGCUACAACAAAAUUUACAGUAAAUGAUAAAAUGUCUUCACUGAAAAACAAGCUUGCGUUCUGGAUUGAAUGUGUUGAAAAACAUAAUUACGAAUGUUUCACAAUAUUAAAUGACUUUCUAAAAGAAAAUGAGCUGCGGGUAUCUUCAGACGUGGAAAAGAAUAUACAUGAGCAUUUGACAAGCCUUACAAAAUCUUUGCAUGAGUAUUUUCCGGAGCAGUUGCAGGACAUGGACUGGGUGCAGAAUCCGUUUGUAAAUCACACCAAACCUUCGAUGCUGUCGGUGUCAGAGUAUGAGAAUUUGAUUGACAUCAAAUUUUCAUCAACGCUAAAACAAAAGUAUGAAGAAGGAACUUUUGAUUUAAACGCCUUUUGGAUUGGACUCAAAGAUGAAUACCCAGAAAUUGUUAAUAGAGCCAUCACAUUACUGUUACCGUUUGUGACGACUUACCGAUGCGAGACUGGUUUUUCCGCAUAUGCUUACACCAAAAGCAAGUACAGAAAUAGACUGGAUGCAGCUCCAGAUCUUCGCGUUCAACUGUCGGACAUUAAGCCUAAUUUUAAUGCUAUUUUAAGAAAAUAUGUAAAAAAAUUUCAUUCGUCACAUUAA